Messenger RNA from Aspergillus terreus NIH2624, 699 nucleotides. RefSeq names its product COG1/VPS51 family protein. Lineage: Eukaryota; Fungi; Ascomycota; Eurotiomycetes; Eurotiales; Aspergillaceae. Bases 1 to 699 code for a protein of 232 amino acids. Gene Ontology annotation, biological process: Golgi vesicle transport; endocytic recycling; Golgi organization. The transcript has 2 exons. Gene Ontology annotation, cellular component: EARP complex; membrane; GARP complex. The record is from RefSeq and is a predicted model, not a curated record.
AUGUCCACGCUCUCGUCCCCUCGCCCCUCAAUCGCCUCCUCUCGCGCCCACUCUCCCACUCCAGCCUCCUCCCGCCGACCCUCGCUCGACACCCUCAACACCAACGUCGGCGGCGGCCUCAGCGCCUCCUCAACGCCCUCCACCGCGCGGGCCGUCUCCCCCUCGCUACACACCCGACGCAACCGCGCCGCCCUCCGAGACUACUACAACCUGAAGCCGUCGGCCGCGGAAGGUCCCGGCGCGCGCCGCUCACGGAGCAUCCCCCGACACACCGACGCGGGCGACCUCUCUAACCCUUCUGUAGUCUCGACAGGCACGGAACUCGACAGCCCGGACUUUGAUCCGCAGCGGUAUGUGGAUCAUCUGCUGGCGACGUCGUCGUUGGCGACGGUGCUGAAGGCGGAGAACACCCUCGUCGGGGACAUCCGCACGCUGGACAGCGAGCGCAAGGCGCUCGUCUACGACAACUACUCCAAGCUGAUCCGCGCAGUCGAGACGAUCGGCAAAAUGCGUCGCAGUAUGGACGACCGCGGUGCGCCCCUGACCAUGACCAAGACGCUUGGGCCGGCGAUUGCGUUUGUCGCUGAGACGGCGGGGAGCUUGAUACAAGAGGGCGAGGAGCAGCGGCGGCGGAUCCAGGAGGCCAAGGCGACGGAUCAGUCCGGGCGAAGAAGGGAUGAGAAGGCCACGGUGCAAUGA